AUGGCUUUAAAAAAGGUUAAAGGUAACUUUGAGAGGAUGUUUGAUAAAAAUCUCACGGAUUUAGUGCGUGGGAUCCGAAAUAACAAAGAUAAUGAGGCAAAAUAUAUAGCACAAUGUAUGGAAGAAAUCAAGGUGGAAUUACGACAAGAUAAUAUAGGAGUGAAAGCGAAUGCCGUCGCGAAACUAACAUAUCUCCAAAUGCUUGGAUAUGAUAUAUCUUGGGCAAUUUUUAAUAUUAUAGAAGUUAUGAGUUCGAAUAAGUUUACAUUCAAAAGGAUUGGGUAUUUAGCUGCUAGUCAAUCAUUCCAUGCAGAUUCUGAGUUACUUAUGUUAACUACUAAUAUGAUAAGAAAAGAUCUGAAUGCUCAAAAUCAAUAUGAAGCUGGACUUGCUUUAAGUGGGCUAAGUUGUUUUAUCUCACAUGACUUGGCCAGAGAUUUAGCUAAUGACAUCAUGACACUGAUGAGUUCAACUAAGCCUUACCUAAGAAUGAAAGCAGUGUUGAUGAUGUAUAAGGUAUUUUUAAGGUAUCCAGAAGCGCUUAGGCCAGCAUUCCCUAAACUUAAGGAGAAAUUAGAAGAUCCCGAUCCUGGUGUACAAUCGGCAGCAGUGAAUGUAGUGUGUGAAUUAGCAAGAAAGAAUCCUAAAAAUUAUUUAUCUUUAGCUCCGGUGUUCUUCAAACUGAUGACAACGUCUACUAAUAAUUGGAUGUUGAUAAAGAUUAUCAAAUUGUUUGGUGCCUUGACCCCAUUAGAGCCUCGACUUGGCAAGAAACUGAUAGAACCAUUAACUAAUUUAAUUCAUAGUACAUCGGCAAUGUCGUUAUUGUACGAAUGCAUCAACACGGUGAUAGCAGUGCUGAUAAGCAUCAGCAGUGGAAUGCCGGGACAUACUGCAUCGGUUCAACUGUGUGUGCAAAAAUUAAGAAUACUCAUUGAAGAUAGCGAUCAGAAUUUGAAAUAUUUGGGUCUGUUGGCUAUGUCGCGAAUAUUGAAAUCUCAUCCGAAGUCGGUGCACGCUCACAAGGAUCUAGUAUUGGCCUGUCUGGAUGAUAAGGACGAAUCUAUAAGACUCAGGGCUUUAGGACUUUUAUACGGAAUGGUAUCGAAGAAGAAUCUAAUGGAAAUAGUGAAGAAAUUAAUGGCCCACAUGGAACGUGCGGAGGGGACAUUGUACCGGGACGAACUGUUGACUCGCAUGAUCGAGAUUUGUGCGCAGAAUAACUACCAACACGUCGUUGACUUUGAGUGGUACGUCACAGUACUCGCUGAACUCACGGAGAUGGAGACCAGCUCUAAACAUGGUUGCAUGAUAGCAUCCCAGCUGACAGAGGUGGGUGCGCGCGUGGCCGACGUGCGUGCGUUCGCAGCGCGCGAAUGCAGUGCUAUGUGCGCCCGCUCAGCGGCCACGCCCCCCGGCCCCGCCUCUAGGGAGGUUCUAUAUGCGGCCGCAUAUGUUCUCUCUGAAUAUAGCACUGAGGAAUCAGUGAUGCGCGAGUCGAUAUCGUCGGUGCUUGGAUGCGCACGCACAGGGGGCGGGGCGAUGCGAGCACGUGCCGUGUGCGUACACGCAGCCAUCAAGCUCAUUGCGAAACUUUUGUUGCUCUACGAGCAGAGAGGAGAACGGGAUAGUGCUAUUGAUGUGAUACAAGAAGCUAUAUCCAAUCUGAAGCCCCUGUUAUGUAGUGAGGACAUGGAAGUGCAAGAAAGGGCCCACAACGCUACGGCCUUAUUAACAUUAGUACUGAAACGGAUUGACCCAACGGCUGAUUUAAAAGAGAUCGUCGAUACGUUGGUGGAACAUGAAAGUAACGGCUUAGCAAACGACGUAGAGUUGAACGGCGAGACCGGGAACUUCAGUAAUGGGUUGAUAGAAGAGUUUGCGAGUUUGUUCGAAGGAGAACUUAAGCCGGUCGCGCUCAAAGCGCAGAAGAAAGUGCCGAUGCCUGCCGACCUGGAUCUAUCUCAAUGGCUGUCCCACGAGCGCUGGUCCUCAGACAGUUCCAGUUCCGAAGACGAGUGCAGUGCAGUGUUCACCGUGCCACAGCCUGAUGCAAGGCCCGUCACGCAUCUAACGCAGGAUGAGCUGGAGAUGCUUCGCGAAGCCCGAAGACAGGAGCAAGCGAACAAUCCUCAUUACCUCAAAGAUGACUCUCCGCGCUCUUAUCAACAAGAUGACAUCCCAAUCGCUGAGAUCGCUCUUGAAGUCCCCUUACAGGUGCAAUCUAAACGAUCUGACAAGUACUUAGUCUCGAGAGAGAGUUCCAAGAAGACAAAGAAAGAGAAGAGACCGACGAAGAAACGCAAGAGCAAGCAGAAACAUACCACGGAAUCGGACAGUGAUGAUGGUGAGACAGCAUUGUCUCGACGUCCCGAGGUGGAGACGGGGGGCGAACUCCCGGAAGGGGCUGCGCUCUCUGACGAAGACACGCAGCCCACGGCAUCCGACCCUCACCGGGCUUUGGACUUGGAUCUUGAUGUACCACUACGCGAUGAAGAGUUACUCGUCACGAGAGUGAAACAAUACCCGGCGCCGGGAGAGAAAGUGACAUUAGAAAAAGCGAAGAAAGAGAAGAGAACAGAGAAGAAGAAGAGAUCCAAACCCAAAACUGAGGAUUUAAUACCGAUAACUGAUGUAAAUAACGCAAAGGACAAGACUGAUAAACACAAGACAAAGAAAGAAAAGGAUUCGAAGAAAAAGAAAUCUAAAAAAGACAAACACGGAACAAAACUCGGAUACGAAGAAGCCUUAGGCAUAUCCACGCCAAGCAAGGAAGUUAUUUAG
Messenger RNA from Pieris macdunnoughi, 2784 nucleotides. NCBI's taxonomy places the organism in Eukaryota, Metazoa, Arthropoda, Insecta, Lepidoptera, Pieridae. The record is from the annotation of a GenBank genome assembly.